CGCUCAAUUGGGAGUGGGCGAGCUGGGAUAGGCUGGGAGUUUGGUUGAGGAGCCGUCAGCGGGACGUAAGCUACGGGACAAGGCACAAGAAAGAGGGAGGGAAAGCGAAGAACCCCACCGAGUAUUAACUUCUGGCUUCCGAACGGCUGAAUGUUGGACAGGAAAUUUGACGUUGCCAGCUUUACGAAAAAAAGCAUUUCUUGCAUUCACGGGUCGCGGGUCUGACCGGCGCGGAUGACAAGAAAGCGUCGCCGUGCAAAACUUUCUCAGCCGGGGUUAAUCGCUCGUAAAAAAAACCCUAACGGGUAUAUAUUUUUUUCUUUUUGUAACGGAGACCUAGAGAAGAGGACAUCAUGCCACGGCGCACCGUGCAAGAAGUAACAGUGCAAGAUGUCCAGAAGCGAAGGAAUCCGAACAAACACUAUGUUUACAUCAUUAAAGUGUCCUGGAGCGAUGGCAGCACGGAAAUCAUUUACAGACGCUACAGCAAGUUCUUUGACCUGCAGAUGGAAUUGCUGGAUAAAUUCCCAGUGGAGGGAGGCCAGAAAGACCCUAAGCGCAGGAUCAUUCCGUUCCUACCAGGGAAGAUCCUGUUUAGGAGGAGCCAUAUCAGAGAUGUGGCCAUGAAAAGGCUACGGCCCAUCAACGAGUACUGCAGGGCCCUCAUUCAGCUGCCAGUCUACAUCUCCCAGUGCGAGGAGGUCAGAGUAUUUUUUGAGACCAGACCUGAAGACCUCAACCCACCCAAGGAGGAACCCAUUGGAAAGAAGAAAUCAGGGUUUGUGGAGAGAGCGACUACUUUCCUAAAGCGAGGAGAUUCAACCGCAGCAGACCCUCUCCUCCUCGACCAGUAUGUGGCAGUAACGGACUAUGAAAAGCAGGAGAGCUCUGAGAUCAGCCUCCAUGUAGGUCAGGUGGUGGAGGUCAUUGAGAAAAAUGAGUCUGGGUGGUGGUUUGUGAGCUCAGAAGAUGCCCAGGGUUGGGUCCCUGCCACUUGCCUUGAGGCACAGGAUGACCCUGAUGACUUCACUCUUCCAGGGGAAGAAGUGCCUCGGAGAUUCUGGUCACUGCCAAGGCACGUGGGUCGUCGCAGAACUUUAGGGGAUCUAUUCAGCACAGGCUUUGGGCAAGAAGAGAAGUAUUCAGUGAUUUACCCAUACUCGGCCAGGGACCAGGAUGAAAUUGACCUGGAAAGAGGCAUGAUUGUCGAGGUGAUUCAGAAGAAUUUGGAGGGCUGGUGGAAGAUAAGGUACCAGGGCCGUGAGGGCUGGGCACCAGCCUCCUACCUGAAGAAGGCGGACAUUCAGAGCCAGAAGCAGUCAGCAGGCCCUGCUGCUCAUGCCAGUACAAACGACCUAGACGGGUUUUCCAAACAGAACCAGCCAAACAAUGCAGCUAGAGAGAACCGAGACAACAGCCAGAAAGAAAACAGGCUCUCAAUUUUCUCUGACAAUAACAAAAGUAAAGUGGGAUCAAGACACAGACCUCCUCCAAGGAGAGAUCUUACCAUUCCACGUGGUGCAAACCUACCCAAGCCACCCAUUCCUCCUCAGGUUGAGGAAGAGUUCUACACCAUAGCAGACUUCCAGACCACUAUUCCUGAUGGCAUUAGCUUUCAGGCUGGAGUUAAAGUUGAGGUGAUUGAGAAGAAUGCAAGUGGUUGGUGGUACAUCCAGAUAGAUGACAAAGAGGGCUGGGCCCCUGCCACCUUUAUUGACAAGUACAAGAAGAGCAGUAAUGCCCUACGACCUAAUUUCCUUGCCCCUCUGCCCAACGAGAUGGAGAAGCUGAGACUGGAGGAUGGUGGUUCUUCAAAUGUUUCAGGCACAGAUGACAGCUGGUCCAAGCCUUUACCAGAUGAACCAAGCACAGCCCCUGACUCUUGUGCCCGGCCUAAGUUGAGAGACUGGAAGUCCAAUGCCAGCAAGGGGGCUUCUGCCUUUUCUGGGCCUUUGCCACCAGCCCCAGCUGCCCCUCCAGUCGAGGAGAAACCAGCUCUGCCACCUCGAAGGGAGUCCAUUAAUAAAAGCUUUGAAUUGGAGGUAGCAGAAAAACCAAGACCUGAUCUUUCCAAGCCCUUGCCCCCAAAACCCCCAGCUCCUGGGGUGAUCGUGCCACUGGUUACACCCAAGGCAGCCCCCUUCAAACCGGAUAAACCACCUGAGACCAAGAAAGAAGAUAAGAGCAAAGCUCUUCAUCUUCGAAAUGAGAUGGGUCUUGAAUGUGGUCACAAGAUCUCUGCCAAGGAAGUCAAGAAGUUUAAUCUGAAACCUGUACCUAAACAGCCACCAAAACCCAAACCAGAGGUGCAGGAGGAGAAACAAGAGGCACCUGGCCCAUCAGUGUUUAUGAAGGCCAAGCCAAUGAUCCGACCAAAACCUGUUCCAGCUGCCAAGCCAGACCCUCCAGCAGAGAACAAACUAGACAUCACCAACCUGAGAAGCAAGCUGAGGCCAUCAAAACCUGCAGAUCCCGGUUCAGUGUCAGCUGAGGUGAAUCAUCAGAAUGACACCUCAGCAGCAAUAAAUAAUUCCCACCCUAGUUCACCCCCUAGCUCUCCACCCAUCCAUAUCCCUACUCUCAACAAUGGUAAGUACUGUGACGAGCCAAAAGUCCCCCCAAAACACAUUAAUGGUCAUAGCCAAGACAGCUCAUCACCCCCUGCAAAACCAGCAGUGCCUCCACACAAGGAACCCCCUCAGAGACCCCCUGCCAUGGCUCCAAGAAGACCUCCUCCUCCAAAGAAGACUGAUCCAUCCAGUCCAACUGAGCCCAAACCUCCAUCUGCUCCAAAAGACGCCCAGGACAUUCCCAAGGCCGGACCACCCCAACUCAGUAGGCCGCCUCCCCCUAAACCCAAAGGAUUUAUUCCAGCACCUCCAAACAAAGAGAAAGAGGAGUCCAAGGUCAACAAAGUCCCAAUUCCUCCCAAGCCCCAAGUGAAGAGUGAGAAGCCUGGUCCACCCAAGGACAAACUUCCUCCUUUACUCAAGGAGUCCAGUAAAGAUGAGCUGUAUCUAGCUGUGGCAGACUUUGAAGGUGAUGAACAAACAUCCAGCUUCAAGGUGGGUACAGUAUUUGAGGUGCUGGAAAAAAACAGCAGCGGUUGGUGGUUCUGUAAAAACGUAGGAGAAGAAGUCGAGGGCUGGAUCCCCUCGAAUUACCUGAGUAAGAAACCUUAGUGUGAAUGUGCUCUCAAAAAAUUUGCCAUAAAAAUAAAUAAAUAAACUAAGGGUUUAAAUGAACAAAUUAUCACUACUUUGUAGCUACUCAGCAUUUUUUAUUUAUAGGUACCUUUUUUUUAAUUGACACAUUUGUUAUGUUUAAUUUUGAUAAGGAUGUUCUACCUAAACUGAACCAGCAAUAACACAUGCCCUUAUGGGUCUUGUGAUGUUUACUUGUUUUUGUUUUUAUCUAAAUAUUACAUGAAAUACUAGGUAAAGUUAUUUGCAUUCGUAUGCUAGUUGCAGCCUGUGCCAGUUCUGCCAUUACAAAGGCUAGACAUUAUAACAGCGAUAAAUGUAUCUACACCCAUGCCUUCUAUGAUACGGUGCCUCAAUAUUAUAUGCAAAGUGCUUCAGUGCUUAAUAAACUGUAUGCAACUGUAGACAUAGUCCUUGUUGGAAUCUUACAACCUUUGACUAAAAAUCUAAAAUCUACAUCACAGGAGAAUGAACUACAUGGUCAAAUCCAGCUAGUCUUUCUCCAGCAGUAGACCAAAAAAAAAUCCUAAAUCUCUUACAAAUACUGCACAUUAACUCAUUAGAGGAAUUCAGUGACCACAUCUUGGCUUUCAAGUGCUAUUAGCAAUCACUAAAAGACAUGUCUUUGCCAAGUAGAAGUGCUGUUUGUUACCCUAGAAAAAUGCAUAUUAGUUUUGUGCUAUUGUAAUGCUUUUCUUAUUUGACUGCAUCAUUUAUGUUGCAGUCACUUGUAACAGAUGUGCACUUUUUCAGUCAUAUCAGAUGAGUUAAGUUUAAGGUUUGCACAUGUUUAAGGAAGGGGAAGAAUGCCAUAGUGCAUUUUAUUUCUUAAUUUUACUUGUCAUUGUAUUAGCCAUGUUUUUCUUUUUUUAUACUCACUGUAACAAAAUAUCCACCAAUGUAAAGAUGAGGCUAGAACAUCAAAACUGAGAAAGUGAAGAAACUCAUCAUGUUCUCUUGCUCCCAAUAAUAAAUAUCGUGAAGUGGGACUUGCUGAGCACAUCUGCAUAUCUGUACGAGAUAUUUGACCAGGCGUAAGAAAUUGUAGAUCUACAGUGAUUUGUGCAAUGAUUUACAGUAUUUUAAGUGUACAGUAUGACAUUUGAUCCUCAGAUAACAGCAAAGUAUGACCAUUGUAUAAAAAUAAUGUUUUACAUUAAUGCUUGACUGGUCUCAAGCAUGGUCAGUAUAGCAAAUUAUUUUUUAAUGUACAGUAAUGAGAGUCAUAUCUGAACUGUUAUCAGUUUUCUUUGAUGGUCCAUCUGUUUCAUCUUUUACUCUGUACUGAUGAAGUGACUAGAAGAACAAAGAGCCAAGAAGGAAUUUGGUUGGUUGAUUUGUGGGAUUUUUGAGAUAAAUGUAUGUGAAAAGUAUGUAAAACAAAUGCCUUAUAAUUUCACAUCAGGUGGUUUAGAUUUUUUUUCAGAUUCACAAAAUUUAAAAAGUAAGCAAGAUUGGAAAAUAAAAAUGUAUGUUCAUGGUUUUGGACAUAAUCAGACAAGGCUACAAGCUGUAACAGAGAUUCUGUUCUGCUUCUAGUCGCUUUAAUGUUACAUCAACAUCCACCCAUGUUUUAUACAAGAAUGGCAGCAUGUUACUCACUAGGAAAAAAAAAGAGAGAAAUUUAAAUAUACCCUAAAAUUGUAUUGUUCAGGUAAAAUGUAUGUGGACCAAGAGCAGGAAGGUACAGUACAGUGCAAAGCAAAUGUGUGGGUUGAUGGUGUCAUCAUUUCAGUAUUGUAAUCUUAUUUACUUUUUUGCUAUGUAUUUUUCAUUACAUUGAGUCUCCUUUUACUUAAGUCAAUAAAACGUUCUGAUUUUUCA
Messenger RNA from Lates calcarifer (barramundi perch), 5027 nucleotides. RefSeq names its product SH3 and PX domains 2B (gene sh3pxd2b). Bases 354 to 3182 code for a protein of 942 amino acids. NCBI's taxonomy places the organism in Eukaryota, Metazoa, Chordata, Actinopteri, Centropomidae. Gene Ontology annotation, cellular component: cytoplasm. The record is from RefSeq and is a predicted model, not a curated record. Gene Ontology annotation, biological process: superoxide anion generation. Gene Ontology annotation, molecular function: superoxide-generating NADPH oxidase activator activity; phosphatidylinositol binding; protein binding. The transcript is spliced from 15 exons.